GCAUGCGUAAACGGAGUGUUGUCAACAGAGAUGGCGCUACGCGAGGGUGCUCGGUGUUUAAACCUGCUAGUCAGCAGACGUAAUUUAUACAAAUGUGUCUCAUAUGUUGGGGUUCGCACACUGUCUGAACACGUGUCGUCCAAGUCUGCAGCGUCCAGCGCUCCAGAGACCGCGGCUGACCAUUUAAUCUACACACAAGAGCACUUUGCAUUGAAGGAGGCCCUCAGAAAGCUCAUCGCCCAGGAGAUCAACCCUCACGUCGAUCAGUGGGAAGCAGAGGGAAAGUUUCCGGCCCACAAAAUUUUCAAGAUCCUGGGAAAUGCUGGGUUUCUAGGAGUCAACAAACCAGUUGAGUAUGGGGGCCUGGGACUCGACUUCACCUACAGCAUCGCUGUUGCAGAGGAGUUGGGCAACAUCCAAUGUGGAGGCAUCCCCAUGGCCAUUGGUGUACAAACUGACAUGACUACUCCAGCACUGGCCAGGUUUGGUUCAGAUGAGCUCAAGAAAGAAUUCCUUGUCCCGUCCAUCAUGGGGGACAAAGUGGCCUGUCUCGGGGUUAGUGAAGUCGGCGCAGGCUCUGAUGUCUCCAGUAUCAUGACCAAAGCAGUGAGGAAAGGGGAUGAAUAUGUGAUAAAUGGAGGAAAGAUGUGGACCACUAAUGGUACACAGGCUGACUGGAUGUGUCUCCUUGCCAACACCAGUGAUGGACCCCCACACAGGAACAAAUCUCUUAUCUGUUUGCCCAUGAACCUGCCAGGGGUGCAUGUUGCUCGGAAGAUUGAUAAACUGGGUAUGUGGUCAUCAGACACGGCUGAAGUGUUUUUUGAUGAUGUUCGCGUGCCUUGCAAGAACGUCAUCGGGCAGGAAGGCAUGGGCUUCACCUAUCAGAUGCUUCAGUUCCAGGAAGAGAGGCUCUGGGCCGUGGCUAAUAUUGUGACCACAAUGGAUAACAUCAUCCAGGAAACCAUCAAGUAUACACGUCAGAGGAAGAUCUUCAAGCUACCUGUACUUUACCACCAGACGGUUCAUUUCAGGUUGGCUGAGCUUCAGACGGAGGUUGAGCUGCUCCGCUCCCUCCUCUAUCGGGCUACAGCACUGUACAUUAAAGGCAACGAUGUCACCAAGCUGGCAUCUAUGGCCAAAUUAAAGGGGGGGCGCCUGGCCAGAGAACUGAGUGACAGCUGUCUCCAGUUCUGGGGAGGGAUGGGCUUCACCAGUGAUGUGCCAGUAAGCAGAUUUUACAGGGAUUCCAGGUUGAUGUCGAUCGGGGCAGGAGCUGAUGAAGUGAUGCUGGGAAUUAUCUGCAAGUACAUGGACACAAUACCCAAGAAGUGAUGCCACAACUGUCCUGAUGGUGUACUAAUUAUUAAAACAAGAAAAAAAAAAUCACCGAAGUGCAAUUCUGACAUUUUGAUCUUCUUAGCGAAGUAGGAUGUUUUUAAAUGUGAUUUUUUGGGGGGAAACUGAUUCUGAAUGUGGUCAUGAUAUCCUUGUGCUCAAGCACUUAAAAAAAAAAUGAAGCUAUUUUUGUUUGUGCCUUCUUUAGAUAAUUUAAACGGUGAUCAUACUUAAGACUGACCUUAUUUUUUUAGAAUAAAGCAAAAUAAUGUA
Messenger RNA from Melanotaenia boesemani (Boeseman's rainbowfish), 1611 nucleotides. RefSeq lists its product as uncharacterized. The coding region runs from base 31 to 1335 and encodes 434 amino acids. Gene Ontology annotation, molecular function: acyl-CoA dehydrogenase activity; flavin adenine dinucleotide binding. NCBI's taxonomy places the organism in Eukaryota, Metazoa, Chordata, Actinopteri, Atheriniformes, Melanotaeniidae. The transcript has 9 exons. The record is from RefSeq and is a predicted model, not a curated record. Gene Ontology annotation, biological process: fatty acid beta-oxidation using acyl-CoA dehydrogenase.